Messenger RNA from Cuscuta campestris, 1929 nucleotides. Lineage: Eukaryota; Viridiplantae; Streptophyta; Magnoliopsida; Solanales; Convolvulaceae. The record is from the annotation of a GenBank genome assembly.
AGACGAAUGAAUGUUUGGUUAUAAAAGUAGCGUUACAGUUAGGCCAGCGGAUCCAUUUUUUGCAUCGGUGUUUGGAUAAAUCGAUCAAAUAACCAGCAUGUAUUUUUUUUCAAAAAUUUUGGACUAAGUUUUAGCAUAAGGUGUUACAACUUAUGAAAUCGAUCAAUUGCAUCGGUUUCUCAAACAACCGAUGCUAAAGCUUCAAUCCAAAAAUAAAAAAACAUGGGGAUUUUGCAUUGGUUCUUAAAAAUUAAGCAAUGUAGUUGACUAAUUGCAUCGGUUAUUCUAAUAACUGCAAUAAAACUGUCAUUGCUCAUCGGUUGUUAGUGGAUCUAGUGUUUUAGCCCGUCAAUCCAAGGAAGCGGCAUAUGAGCUUGAACAGGAGCAAACUCGUGAAGGAGGUUGAGAUGUUGAUGGCACCAAGCACAUUAAGGAGGUGAAACACCCAAGCUCGCUUGCGGAAGUAGUUUUGCUGUUUUGGCUCCUAAAGGGUUGACCUUUUAGAUGUGCGUAAAUUAUACCGAUCUCAAUGCAGCCUACCCAAUGGAUCCCUUUCCAUUGUUGAAUACUGACUAAAUGGUAGAUAAGACGACGAGGGUGUGUAAUCAUGUUGUUUGUGGACGUGUUUUACAGUUGAUCCCGCUCGUCACUCUCAAAGUCGUAAACGGACACUGGACGCUGUCAGCCGCAACCCCAGUUUCCACCACGUCGGACAAGGCAUCGCCAAUUGCUUCACCCAUUGGUCCAUCCCUUAUGCAAAACGGCGUCGUCUUUGGAUUAACUAAAACGCAUAUCAGCAGUCAGCGGUUCUCACCCAAAUGUCCCAAUUCCCAAUUUUUGGUUUUCAAUCCUAGCCUGCCGCCCGCGAUUGUCUGCGACUCUAGCCGUUGCCACGACUUCAGUGUCUCGUUGCCGACCCCCCCUCAUUGUCUCCAGCUCCCCGUGUCCGUGCCUUCGUCUUAUCUCGCCGCAGAACGCCCAACGUGUGUAGGGCUGUAGCAUUGAAAUGGAUGCAGUUAAACAAGAGAAAGUACGAACGUAUGAGGAAUUUGUGGAUAAACGUUUAAAACCAGAUCUUGUCCGUGCUAUUGGUGAGCGGGAUAAGGUUUUCGAGCAACAAAAGAUAUUCUCGGAUUUGAGACGAAACAUUGAGAAUCUUGAGAAGAAUAGUGUGACAAGUCUUAGAACACUAGUCAAUCUUGGUUCUGAAGUUUACAUGCAAGCUGAUGUGCCAGACACUAGACAUAUCUUUGUGGAUGUCGGACUUGGCUUUCAUGUGGAGUUUACUUGGUCUGAAGCUCUUAAGUAUAUUUCAGCUAGGGAGAAAAAACUGGCCGGGGAAAUAGAAGAAUAUACUCGCCUCAUUGCAUCAAUUAAGGCUCAGAUCAAAAUGGUUUGUGAAGGGAUACGAGAGCUACUCCAGCUUCCUGCAGAUAGCUUCAGAAGUGAAAGAGAUCUUUAGUUAUACACUGAUGGCGUUGUUACGAUCACCAAGGUAACAUCGUUGCAUGUGAUUGACUUGCGAAUUUGAUGAUUAGUAUGAAUUCAUGUGCUCAUCAAAUUGAUGCUAAUUAUCAUGGUUGUCCCCUACAAUCAUCUUCAUAAAGAAGUUGUAAGCUAGCAUUCAUUGGAUGAUCAAUCACUAAUGGCUUGCUUGGUUACAAUGAGAAGUAUGGGUUUCUACAUACAAGUUCCUGAUUUUGAUUAUGUUCAUUGAAACCAAAGAUUGUAUGUCCAGUAACUUUAUCCUACAGUCUAUAUCUACCUUAAAAUUGUGAGCAAUUAAUUUUUGGUUAGUGAACAUUUAAGCCUUUUUUUAUAGCAAUGAUUGCACACAUAUUGAGCACUCAUUUAUGUUUAUUGAACACACAACUUAUAUACUUAGUGAGCAUAUAAGUUUUUGUUGUAGAAUAAUUGCAAAAGAGUUGU